CAUCCUAGUCUAGGCGUUCCCCUAGCCAGGUAUAUAAGGGCACACGUUGGAGAAGGAAAGCAUCAGUUGAUCAAUACAACCAAACAAACUCAACAUGAAGCUGUUCAUUAUCGCCGCUGUCUUGGCCGUUGCCGCCGCCGCUCCUUCCAGCUACCCCACGUACGAGAAGAAAUACGAGAAGGACUACAAAUACCCAGAGAUCGUCGUCACCGGCCAAUCUGAUGAACGCAAUCUCGACGGAAGCAGCCAAUGGAACUACGCCCAAUCCGACUACGCCACCCGCGCUGAAUCCCAGGCCCAGAAGAAAUUCGUCGUCACCAAAGUCGAUGACUAUGGCAAAGAAACCAAGGAGGACGUCUACGGUAACACCAACAAGGGAUCUUCCUACUGGAUCUCUCCCGAAGGUGAGAAAUUCACUUUGACCUGGGUUGCCGAUGAGGCUGGUUUCCAACCCAAGGGUGACCACUUGCCCGUUGCUCCCGUCCACGUCUACGAACUCCCAGUUGCCCCCGUCCACGAAUACGUCUUGCCCGUUGCCCCCGUUCACGAAUACGUUCUCCCCGUUGCCCCAGUCCACAUUCCCUUCAACGGAAAGGGCUACAAGAUUUACUAAAUAAGUAUCGUUAAUUAGUGUAAUCAGUUUUCCGACUAUGACGUAUUCUGUCUACAAUAUUUAUCAACUCCUUGUAAAUAAUAAAAUGCAAACAGCCUAA
Molecule: messenger RNA, 713 nt
Organism: Daphnia carinata
Lineage: Eukaryota; Metazoa; Arthropoda; Branchiopoda; Diplostraca; Daphniidae
Product: larval cuticle protein 65Ag1-like
Exons: 3
Coding region: 95-613 (172 amino acids)
Cellular component (GO): chitin-based extracellular matrix
Molecular function (GO): structural constituent of chitin-based larval cuticle
Source: RefSeq, a predicted model, not a curated record